CGGGGCAGCGGCUCCUGUCAGCGGGUGAAAUGGCAGCGACAGAGCCGGCGGCGGCCGCGGUCCCGGGGGGCGGCUGAGGGGGCCGGGCCGGGCUGCGGGGCGAGCGACGCGGCGGGGCCCGGGACGGCGGCGCGGCCCGGGACGGCGAGGCUCGGCAUGGCUAUGGCAGCGCGCUCUUCGCAGACAGAGCUGUGACCUGGCCCUGCUCGCAGCUGAGGAGCCUGCCCACCAUGGCGAGCCCCACUCUGAGCCCCGACUCCUCGUCCCAGGAGGCCCUGUCGGCCCCCACCUGCUCCCCCACCUCUGACUCCGAGAACCUAAGCCCCGAUGAGCUAGAGCUACUGGCCAAACUCGAAGAGCAGAACAGGCUCCUGGAAGCCGACUCCAAGUCCAUGCGCUCCAUGAAUGGCUCCCGGCGGAACAGCGGCUCCUCGCUGGUGUCCAGCUCCUCAGCCUCCUCCAACCUGAGCCACCUGGAGGAGGACACAUGGAUCCUGUGGGGCCGGAUCGCCAACGAGUGGGAGGAGUGGCGGCGCAGGAAGGAGAAGCUGCUCAAGGAGCUGAUCCGCAAGGGCAUCCCACACCAUUUCCGGGCCAUCGUGUGGCAGCUCCUGUGCAGCGCCACGGACAUGCCAGUCAAGAACCAGUACUCGGAGCUGCUCAAGAUGUCCUCACCUUGCGAGAAGCUGAUCCGCAGGGACAUUGCCCGCACCUACCCGGAGCACGAGUUCUUCAAGGGCCAGGACAGCCUGGGCCAGGAAGUGCUCUUCAACGUCAUGAAGGCCUACUCCCUGGUGGACCGGGAGGUGGGCUACUGCCAGGGCAGCGCCUUCAUCGUGGGCCUGCUCCUCAUGCAGAUGCCCGAGGAGGAGGCCUUCUGUGUGUUCGUGCGGCUGAUGCAGGAGUACCGCCUGCGGGAGCUCUUCAAGCCCAGCAUGGCAGAGCUGGGGCUCUGCAUCUACCAGUUCGAGUACAUGCUACAGGAGCAGCUCCCGGACCUGAACACCCACUUCCGCUCCCAGAGCUUCCACACGUCCAUGUAUGCCUCCUCCUGGUUCCUCACGCUCUUCCUGACCACCUUCCCACUGCCCGUCGCCACGCGUGUCUUUGACAUCUUCAUGUACGAGGGCCUGGAGAUCGUGUUCCGGGUGGGCCUUGCCCUGCUGCAGGUGAACCAGAUGGAGCUGAUGCAGCUGGACAUGGAGGGGAUGUCCCAGUACUUCCAGAGGGUAAUCCCCCAUCAGUUCGACAGCUGCCCGGACAAGCUGAUCCUCAAGGCUUACCAGGUCAAGUACAACCCCAAGAAGAUGAAGAGGCUGGAGAAGGAGUACGCAGCCAUGAAGAGCAAGGAGAUGGAGGAGCAGAUCGAGAUCAAAAGGCUUCGGACAGAGAACCGGCUCCUCAAGCAGCGGAUUGAGACCCUGGAGAAGGAGAGCGCUGCUCUGGCUGAUAGGCUAAUCCAGGGGCAGGUGACACGAGCGCAGGAGGCUGAGGAGAAUUACGUCAUCAAGCGGGAGCUGGCAGUGGUGCGGCAGCAGUGCAGCUCAGCGGCCCAGGACCUGCAGAAGGCACAGAGCACCAUCAGGCAAUUGCAGGAGCAGCAGCCCGGCCCUGGAGGUGGACGGGGUGGGGCCAGGCCUGGGCCCACAGCCGGCUGGCAGGAAGGCUGCCCCCCUCUGGCCACAGCCUGGGGCCCAACGCAGCCCUCUGCCCGCCCCCAGGAUAACCCGCGCCUCACCGAGGACUUUGUGGCCCACCUGGAGACAGAGCUGGAGCAGUCACGGCUGCGGGAGACCGAGACCCUGGGGGCCCUGCGGGAGAUGCAGGACAAGGUUCUAGACAUGGAGAAGAGGAACAGCUCGCUGCCUGACGAGAACAACGUGGCGCAGCUGCAGGAGGAGCUGAAGGCGCUCAAGGUGCGGGAGGGUGAGGCCGUGGCCUCGGCGCGGGAACUGAAACUGCAGCUGCAGGAGCUCUCGGACACCUGGCAGGCCCAUCUGUCCCGCGGCGGCCGCUGGAAGGAGUCCCCGCGGAAGCUGGUCCUGGGCGAGCUGCAGGACGAGCUGAUGAGCGUGCGGCUGCGCGAGGCCCAGGCUGUGGCCGAGGGCCGCGAGCUGCGGCAGCGCGUGGUGGAGCUCGAGACGCAGGACCACAUCCACCGCAACCUGCUGAACCGCGUGGAGGCGGAGCGAGCGGCGCUGCAGGAGAAGCUGCAGUACCUGGCGGCGCAGAACAAGGGGCUGCAGACGCAGCUCAGCGAGAGCCGCCGCAAGCAGGCCGAGGCCGAGUGCAAGAGCAAGGAGGAGGUGAUGGCCGUGCGCCUGAGGGAGGCGGACAGCAUGGCGGCGGUGGCCGAGAUGCGGCAGCGCAUCGCCGAGCUGGAAAUCCAGUCCGGCGACCUGGCCCGCCCGCAGAGGGAGGAGGGCCGCAUCCAGGGCCAGCUGAACCACUCGGACUCGUCGCAGUACAUCCGCGAGCUCAAGGACCAGAUCGAGGAGCUGAAAGCCGAGGUGCGGCUUCUGAAGGGCCCGCCGCCCUUCGAGGACCCACUGGCCUUCGACGGGCUCGGCCUGGCACGGCACCUGGAUGAAGACUCGCUGCCGUCGUCGGACGAGGAGCUGCUCAGCGUGGGCGUGGGCGCGGCGCUGCAGGACGCGCUCUACCCGCUGUCCCCGCGCGACGCGCGCUUCUUCCGCCGUCUGGAGCGGCCGGCCAAGGACAGUGAAGGCAGCUCAGACAGCGAUGCCGACGAGCUGGCCGCGCCCUACAGCCAGGGCCUGGACAACUAAGGCAGUGCCCCGCGUGCUCGGAGCCCGGGGCCGCCGCCUGCCCGCUCCUUGGCCGCCGCCCGCACUUAACAAACUCCAGGCCCUCGGUGGUCCCGCCCACCCCGAGGGCCAGGACCAGCGCGGCAGGGCGCGGAGGGUAGGACCGAAGUCUGGGGAUCCUGAGUCCCCUGGCAGGCCCACUCUCCCCAGCAGUGUUUACCGAUCUUGGUCCGUAGCCCUCUGGGCCCAGUUACCUGGAGGGUCUGCCCCUCUUAACAGCCAGGGCAGGGGCGGACCCAGGGGUCCCAGGACUGGAGGAGCAGGAACCUCCCCCCUCCUAGCUGGCCUCCUUCUGGGACAAGGGUGGCCCGGCUGGGAAGGACCCAGGAGCUAGAGGAGGCCUGAGGAAGAAGAGGCCGCUCUAGGCCUGUCGUUACAACCCCGUGCCACCCUCGGGACCCUUGGCCUCUGGGGACAGAUGGCCAGGCUGGGUUUUCCUGCCUGGGGCAGGCACUGUGGCCCCUGCGACAGAAACCAAAGCCCCCCCUACUGUGUGCAGGGCCGCGCAGGGUGUGGUGGCCAGCCGGAACCAGCCAGGGCCUGGGUAGUGUCUGUCCCUGCUUCUUGGGGGCCAGAGCAGCUGUAAGGAAGUGAAGAGACCCCCCUCUCCCCAGCACACCACGUCUCCCUCUGUGACAGUCCCAUCACCCCAGCCUGGCCAGUGAUGAAGGGGCUCCCCGACCCAGGCUAGCCUCCUCUCCAGGGGGUCCCCAGCCUCCACUUCCGUUCCUUCUCAGUAUCCCCAGCCCCACUCUCUGGCCAGAGCCAGGCCCCAGGGGAGGAGGCCUCCCAGUUGAGUUGCCUCCCAGCGCCUGCUCAUGGUGGUCCCGUGGUCUCUGCUGAGUCAGAACCAAGAACGGUGCCAAAAUCCAACGAUGCCCCCAGACCCCUGCCCCCUGGGGCCUCACGACCCUCAGGCUGACCCUCUCGGUGCUCCUGGAGCCUAGAGCAGCAUCACAAGCAGUCUCCCCGGCACUUCCUGGGGUGGGGAUCCAUGCUCAGUACCCCCUUCCCGGUCGCCCACUCCUCAGUGUUACAAAGCCUGGGGACCAGGGUGGGCAUCCGAGGGGCUCUCCCAUGUGCCCCCCACACUGCCCCCCACCAUUUUGCACACUGCCUGUUCACACUCCACAUGUCGCCCAGGCGGGAAAGAUGGAAAAUAAAGUGUAUUUACACAGUAA
Orcinus orca (killer whale) is the source of this 4009-nucleotide messenger RNA. RefSeq names its product ecotropic viral integration site 5 like (gene EVI5L). The transcript has 20 exons. The coding region runs from base 231 to 2789 and encodes 852 amino acids. Lineage: Eukaryota; Metazoa; Chordata; Mammalia; Artiodactyla; Delphinidae. The record is from RefSeq and is a predicted model, not a curated record.